This is a messenger RNA of Physella acuta, 3635 nucleotides long. RefSeq lists its product as uncharacterized. Lineage: Eukaryota; Metazoa; Mollusca; Gastropoda; Physidae. The record is from RefSeq and is a predicted model, not a curated record.
GCCAAAAACAAAACUGGUGUCAUAUUGUUUCAGUGUGUUGCUGGUAGCAUAAAGCUAUGCUACUUUCUAGAGGAUGACUAGUUCAUGUAAUAUAAGGGGUUGUAAUGUAAGUGUAGGAUAGACUGUGGAUGUAAGGAGAUGCAAUGUAAGUUGAGGAUAGCCUGCAAAAUAUGUAAGGUGAUAUGGAUGCCCGGAUGUGAGCUGUGUUGGUACACCGGGAGAUCGGCCAUACAAACAUGAAUUAGUCAACUACGUCCCAGCCUCAUACCCCGUCAGAACCCCAGAGCCCUGACAGAACCUCGGACCAAUGAAAAUGUCGAAAGUUCCGAGAGCUCACGAGAUUUUUCACAACCCCGCGCUGGGCAAAACCAGCGUCUUCCAGUACAACGAGCAGGAGUCCAUGCAGAAGCUCAAACUCAACAGCAAAAAAUCUGCCACUCCCGUCUCGGGCAUGAAGAAAUUUGGGGGGUACAAGCCGAAAAUUUUGGGGGGUCAGUCCGACUUCCUAGCCCUGCAGCAAGACACAGAGAGGACGAACGAGUCGUCAGUGGUCAGUCGCGACACGUCCCCCACCAAACCCAGGCCGUGGGUGGUGGGGGACAAAAACGUCCCCAUGGUUUUGGGGACUUUAGAGGACGACGAUGAUUACGUAGAUGAAAACGGCAACAACCCAGAGAUGUACUUGAACGGUUUCGGUCGUGUCAAUGACCUGAGAGACACCGAUGACGUCAAAGAUAUCGAUGACGUCAAAGAUCUCGAUGACCACGCUCGCUCCGAGACGUCAACUCUGGUCUCCCAACACUCGGACGACCUCAGACACGGGCUGGCUAACGCCGCCUACGUCAGCAGUUCAGUCUCGGACAUCGGCUCCACGGACCACCUGCCAGCAGGCGACCUGCCAGCAGACGACCGUCCAGAGCCCAGCGGCGUGUUUAUCCCCGCCCCCGACUACGACGAGGAGGAGAGAACUCUAGACUUCAACUCCGAGGACACGGACGAGGGCGAGGACCACCAGAGGGCCAACCCCCAGCGGACAAAACCUGUGAUGAAAGUCUACGACGGCGAAGAUCUCUCUCGCUAUCUCAGCGAUGACGACGAUGAGGUAGAUAGUGAGGUACAGCUCCGCCAUAACGGGAAGUCCCACAAGGGUACGGUCAACCCAAAACAUACUUUGUUCAAACAAAGCCAGUCCAAGAGCAAGAAAACCAGGGGCGGCACCCAGGGCCACGGCAGUGUCCGCAGUUUCAGCUACGCCGAUUCCAAGUUCGGCACCAAAGGGAAGGCAUCCAGUAAAUCCCUUGUGGCUGACGCCCCUGACGACAGCCAAAGAUUCUUGACUGCUAACACUCACCAAAGCUCGUACGAGUCGUUUCUACGUUCUAGGAACGGGGACGUUUUGCCGAGUACAGAGUUGAACGACAGCGGAGUGGACAUGGGGGAGGAGUUUGGCCAGCACAAAGACGGCACGCUCUGGAAGAAGAUGACAGUCAGACUCAAAAACAGGCUUAGUAAAAGUUUGAAAGAUCAUUGAGGAUCUUGAUAGAAAGAUCACUGAGGAUCUUGCUUUGAAGCUCUUGUAACACCCCCGGCAGCCCACCUGCCAGAAGCCCUAUAACAUGUUUCUAAGGGUGGAGUAACUCAUGCUGCUAAUCUUACCGAGAUGGCCGCACUUUAAAGGGAAAUAAUAUCUGAGCAUGCCCCUCCAACAACACAAUGUUGAAGUGAUUCAUGCAGGCUGUAAUGUUGUCCAGUUCUUGUCAUGGUAAUGUUGUCCAGUUCUUGUCAUGCAGGCUGUAAUGUUGUCUAGUUCUUGUCAUGCGGGCUGUAAUGUUGUUCAGUUCUUGUCAUGCAGGCUGUAAUGUUGUCCAGUUCUUGUCAUGCAGGCUGUAAUGUUGUCCAGUUCUUGUCAUGCAGACUGUAAUGUUGUCCAAUUCUUGUCAUGCAGGCUGUAAUGUUGUCCAGUUCUUGUCAUGCAGGAUAUAAUGUUGUCCAAUUCUUGUCAUGCCGGCUGUAAUGUUGUCCACACUAAAUGGUCUCAUGUCCACAAAUGUGAAUACUUGCACGAAACCCUUCCUAUUUAUUUGAUUGCACCCACGACAUAAGUUGGAGAUCCCAAAUGUUUGGCCCACCAGAUCUUAAGUCAGCCAUGUUUCAUUCGUUAGCUAUGUAUGACAGACACAAGACAGGCUGGAGACAGGACAGACAUGAGACAAGACAGACAAGACAUAAGAGACAAUGCUGUCGCAUUGGCUGUAUGGCUGAAUUGGCUGGCCAAUAAAAUAAUACUGACAAUAUAUUGCAUGUUUAUAUGUGUAUCUAUGCUGUGUGUAAAUUUAAAAUGAAAAUCAAAGAAUGAUAUUCACCACUGGUUAUUUCAACUUAGUUCUAUGUAUAGCUGAAGCUUCUAUGUAUAGCUGAACCUUCUAUGUAUAGCUGAAGCUUCUAUGUAUAGCUGAACCACAAAAACAAUGUUCAAAAAGUGGGACAUUUUGUCCUGUGUGUUAACAUUAUUAUCUUCUACCCUAAAUUUGCAGUAGAUAUAUUUAUGAUUGACUUAUAGCAAUUUUAUACUAUGUUUUAAAUAUACAACUACGGUUAACAAAAUUUAAGUAUGAUAUUCUUGCUCUACCGAUUAACAACGUUAAUGUGACAAUUGUUAUAAACUGUAGAUGGAUAAACUUGUUAAAAUAAUUUCACGUUUUUAAAAAAAACGAGCUAAGGGAAACAACCAACGAAAUUAUUUUGUCCUAUAUUUACUCAGACAACAACAGGCUUCCUUCCCUUGAGCUUCUACACAAGACUGACCUAAGUUUUGCUUCCGCACAUUCUCUGCCCCUCCUGCCUAGUGAUUAUUUUAGUUGAAUGAAAUUUAUUAUUGAUAUAAAGCAUUUAUAAAUUGAAUGUCCUAAUAGCAUUAACUGACCACAUGGAUGUGCUGUAAUCAGCAUCUAGUUACAAUAUCAGACAAUCAGCACUUUUCCAUCAAGACAUCCCAGCCUUUUUUAUAACUUUGUAUCUAGGUUCACAAUAGCUGUUUAUUGGUGGUAAAUCAUCUAAUUUAUGACCAAAUUCUAAUGCAGUAACUCUGUUCAACUUUUGUAGAUUUUAAAAAUCUAAUCUGAUAUUAUACAAUUAGUCAUUACAAUUGAAUAUGUUCAAACGUGUAGAAGACAGGAUCUAUGUUAUGCUAUUUACACAAUCAGCUAGAUUGUCAUGUUGAACUGUUAACAUAUUUCACACCUUUGAGCAAUCACAGGCAUUUCAAAAGCCUAGUACAGCAGUCAAAGGUUUUAACUUAUGUAACAUUGGACCAUCAAUGUGACUGGACGCAAGGGUUUAAAAUUUAAGUUUUUUUUCAUACCUGUCUUAGCAUCAUUAUGAUCAUCUGUUUGUACCAUAGAAGUAAAAAAAUAACCUUUCAUGACAUUUGUAAUGGAUUGAACAUUUUAAACAAUCCACUUUAUUGUACUUUUUUUAUUAAAUUAAAAAUGUCAUGCUCAUAUAUCCUGUAUAGAGCAAGAAUGCUGAUUGAAGCUCAUGUUUAUAUGCAUAUUUCUUAACCAUCUCCAUUUUUUUAAAUAAGUCUGAACUGGUAUAAAUUGGUAACAAAUAAAAGAAAAUUUUAUCCAAGUUUA